UCCCAAGAUGGCCGGCGUUCGAGCCUUGGGUGUACUCUCUAGACUCUCAACAAGGAGAUAUACGCUGUUUACAGGUGUUUCACAUAGGAACUUCACAGUUGCAUCUUCCAUGUUGGCUCGCACCCAUGUGAAUUAUGAGAUCAAGGGAGAUGUGGCAGUUGUUCGUAUCAACGAUCCAAAUUCAAAGGUAAAUACCCUGUCAAUUCAAAUGCAAAAUGAAAUGACAGAAGUUAUAAAUGAGAUUUGGGGCAACGAUGCCGUCCAAAGUGCCGUUCUCAUCUCCUCUAAACCUGGCUGCUUCAUCGCAGGGGCUGACAUCAACAUGAUCCAGGCUUGCACCAGUGCAGAAGAGGUAACCAGACUCUCUCAGGAGGGGCAGAAGAUGUUUGAGAAAAUUGAAAAAUCUCCAAAGCCCAUAGUUGCUGCUAUCAAUGGCUCGUGCCUUGGAGGAGGGUUGGAGUUGGCCAUUGCCUGCCAGUACCGAAUCGCCACCAAGAACAAGAAGACAGUCCUGGGUACCCCUGAGGUCAUGCUUGGCCUUUUGCCUGGAGCAGGAGGAACUCAGAGAUUGCCAAAAAUGGUUGGUCUUCCUAGUGCCUUUGACAUGAUGCUAACAGGGAGGAACAUCCGUGCAGAUAAAGCUAAGAAGAUGGGUCUCGUCCACCAUUUGGUUGAUACACUUGGACCUGGACUGAAGAGUCCAGAGGAAAGGACCAUUGAAUACCUGGAGGAAAUAGCUGUGGACUGUGCCAGAGGAAUCGUCAACAAGAAAAUCCCCCUCACCAAAGAGAAAAGUCUGAUGCAGAAAAUACAAGACUACGUCAUGAGCUUUGAGUUUGUGCGACAACAGAUUUACAACACUGUACAGAAGAAGGUCAUGAAAAUGUCGAAAGGACUGUAUCCUGCACCACUGAAGAUUAUUGAGAGUGUGAAAGCUGGUGUGGAGCAGGGCUCAGUUGCGGGUUACCUUGCAGAGUCACAGAACUUUGGCAAGUUGGCGAUGACCCCUGAAUCAAAAGCUCUUAUUGGGCUGUACCAUGGCCAAGUGACGUGCAAGAAGAACCGAUUCGGAGCUCCUGAGAGGGAGUUGAAAACGCUGGCUAUUUUGGGGGCAGGGCUGAUGGGAGCUGGUAUUGCCCAGGUGACUGUUGAUAAGGGCAUUAACACCAUCCUGAAGGAUACUACAGUGGAGGGACUUAACAGGGGACAACAACAGGUCUACAAAGGGCUGAACGAUAAGACCAAGAAGAGAAGCAUUACGUCUUUUGAGAGAGACAGUAUUCUGUCUAACCUGACCGGACAGCUGGACUACAGUGGCUUUGAGAAGGCUGAUAUGGUCAUUGAGGCCGUGUUUGAAGACCUCAGCAUUAAGCACAAAGUCCUGAAAGAAGUAGAGGCAGUCAUUCCCCCCCAUUGCAUAUUUGCCUCCAACACAUCUGCUCUUCCGAUUAAAGACAUCGCUGCUGCCAGUAAACGACCUGAGAAGGUAAUAGGAAUGCACUACUUUUCGCCAGUGGACAAGAUGCAGCUAUUGGAGAUUAUUACCACUGACAAAACCUCCAAGGACACCACAGCUUCUGCCGUGGCCGUCGGCCUGAAACAGGGCAAAGUCAUCAUCGUAGUCGGAGAUGGGCCUGGGUUCUACACCACCAGAUGCUUGGCUCCCAUGUUGGCUGAAGCAGUCAGAGUGCUCCAGGAGGGUGUUGACCCUAAGAAAUUAGACUCCUUGACAACAGGCUUUGGUUUCCCUGUGGGAGCAGCCACGCUGGCUGAUGAAGUAGGGAUUGAUGUGGCUGCCCACGUGGCAGAAGACCUGGGCAAGGCCUUUGGCUCCCGAUUUGGUGGAGGAAAUGUAGAAGUUUUAAAGACCAUGGUGGAAAAAGGAUUCAAGGGCCGCAAGUCAGGAAAGGGAUGUUAUGUCUACCAGCCUGGACUCAAACACAAAGAUGUGAACCCAGAAAUUGAGGAGAUUCUGGAGAAGUUUAAAAUGACACCUAUUCCAGCAGUGUCCUCAGACUCAGAUGUGCAGUACAGGCUGGUAUCUCGCUUUGUGAACGAAGCUGUUCUGUGUCUGCAGGACGGCAUCCUGAACAACGCUGUGGAGGGAGAUAUAGGAGCAGUGUUUGGCCUUGGUUUCCCUCCUUGCCUUGGAGGUCCCUUCCGAUUUGUGGAUAGCUUUGGCGCGGACAAAUUAGUGGAGAAGAUGAGGAGGUUUGAGGAGGUUUACGGCAAUCAGUUCACUCCCUGCCAGCUGCUUCUCGAUCAUGCUAACGACCCGAGCAAGAAAUUUCACAAGUGACUUUUACCAUCAUGUGCCACAUUUUGAGAAUCCAUGGAAUUCCUGACCUUUUAAACAGACUGUGAGAAAGAGAUGUGGGUGUGUGUGUGGGGGGGGAAUUAGUUGUGCACUUAAAGCAGGAGUUCGUUUUGUGGCGUGAUCAUGCAAAGCGGCUUCUUUUUGUUCAUCCAAGAGAUGAAUUCCUUAUCAAAUGUUUUCCUCCCCAAGAUGCCUUUAGCAUGACAAAUAUUCAGGUAGCCUUUGGCAACGGGAGUGUCUUUUUUUAAUCACAUUUAACAAUGUCAUUUUUGGUUUGGAAUUUUUUUUUGUAAAUUUAGUAUUUUGUUUUUUUGUCUAAUAACACUGUAAAAAUUGAAUAGUCAUCCAACUUGGAGCCCAUUCCAGUGCAACAGUUUUGGAGAUGGUGAGAAAACAAAAAUGAGUCCAUCUUCAGUAUUCCAUUGUAGUGUACAAUAAUUUACAUCUGAUAGUGGAGAGACACUGUCAGAUGUGAGAUGUUAACUGGUACCUAAUUAAUGCCAUCCCUAUGGGCAGAGAGAUGUGAAAAUUUUCUGACAUAAAUAAAAGAGGAAUGUCCAAAAUGAUGCACUUGUGUAAAUGUUGCCAAAAAAGACAUUCAAGGAAUAAACACACAUACCAAGGUUUUA
This is a messenger RNA of Chanos chanos (milkfish), 2946 nucleotides long. RefSeq names its product hydroxyacyl-CoA dehydrogenase trifunctional multienzyme complex subunit alpha b (gene hadhab). Lineage: Eukaryota; Metazoa; Chordata; Actinopteri; Gonorynchiformes; Chanidae. The record is from RefSeq and is a predicted model, not a curated record. Gene Ontology annotation, molecular function: long-chain (3S)-3-hydroxyacyl-CoA dehydrogenase (NAD+) activity; enoyl-CoA hydratase activity; NAD+ binding. Gene Ontology annotation, biological process: fatty acid beta-oxidation. The coding region runs from base 8 to 2299 and encodes 763 amino acids. The transcript has 20 exons. Gene Ontology annotation, cellular component: mitochondrial fatty acid beta-oxidation multienzyme complex; mitochondrion.